Neurospora hispaniola is the source of this 2514-nucleotide messenger RNA. RefSeq lists its product as uncharacterized. The transcript has 2 exons. Lineage: Eukaryota; Fungi; Ascomycota; Sordariomycetes; Sordariales; Sordariaceae. Bases 317 to 2116 code for a protein of 599 amino acids. The record is from RefSeq and is a predicted model, not a curated record.
GCCCGCGCAGGCUCCAGAGUCUAGAAGCUCCAAACACCACGCCGUCGCCAUCACCACCCACGGGGCUUUGCGGAGACGCCGUUUGGCGACUGGGGCCGCGACUCUAGGGCGAAUAGCAUCACCGGAUUCCAGCUGAGAUCCGGGGCACCCCAUGCCCUACAACCAGGGGGAAAGCACCCAUCCUCGCCAAUUAAACAGCACGGUUCCAUGACAGGACCGAGAUGAGGUCCCCUGUCCUGGCACUACCACCACCAAGCAGUUGUUGAAGCUUUCCUCUCUCUCGGGGCUUUCUGGUCCUCUCUUUUUCCGAGUGUAAAUGCCCUCGUUCUCCUCCACCGCCGAGCUCCGGUCUGCCCUACCACUUCUCAUCACCAGCUCCAUCUCGGCCUGCGCCAACGCUCUUUUACUUCGUGAUAGUCAUCCGUUGAACAUCCACACGGCUACCGUCGUCGCCAGAAGAACGACUCGCUUUCCCACCGCAACAAUUACAAACACAGCCCUCCGACAGGCCUCCCGGCAGCUUUGCGAUCGACAUCGAACCACUCGCACUCCUCGCCGCCCCUGCGCCCCCACCAUCACUCCCUAUCGUCCACCAAACAUCAACACAACAACAGCGACAGCAACAGCAACAGCAACAGCACAUUCGUUUAUCAUUACUGCUACUAUUCAUCAGAAAGCCAGAUAUUCAGGGCCAAUUCUCAGCAAACUUCGACGGGACGAGAAUUCCCUCGUCAUGGCACACAUAAUAUCACCUCAGAGCAGCUUUGGUCAGAUCACAAUGCAGUCCGCCUCUCUUCCCCGCCGAACGUCUUCUCUACGAUCUCGCGCUCGCCGUGGGAUAAGUACAGAUGAGACCGAGGCUCGACACGUACCGGACGAAGCCAUUGCCACAGCUCUAGCCCAUACCGACGACCUGACUGAGAACCGCUCUACACGAUCAGCUUCCACAGCGUCCCGAACCACACAUCGUCUUUCCCUGACACUUCCGAUCGCGCCGCCGAACCCUAAUCCCUCGCGACCCAUACCGACCUCGACGACUACCGCCUCUUUUCCAUCAACCCCUUUAGACACCCCAGCACUGACGUCGCCCUCCGAUAUCAAUGACUUUAUCACCGCAAUUGCAGCACAAGAGCGCCGUGUUCUUGAACUCCGCGAAGAGCUUUCUCGUGCCGAGUUGGAUUUGGCCAAGCUAAAAAAGCAGUGGGCGACCUAUGAAGCUUACAAGAAACGAGGCGAAAGGCCGUUGCGUUCCGUCGGCUUGGUCCCGACUUUCCAAGAUGAGGAGGCAACAAAAAGGGCCGUGGAACUCGACAGAAGGAAAGCAUUGCUACAAAGCCUACAAAACCAAAAUCAACUACUUCCCGAGAACGGGCGCCGCCGUGUUUUUCAAGGAGGACAUGCACGCACACUAUCAUUGCUAUCACCUACAAAACCAAGUAGUGACUUCCCUGGGCGCGGUGAUGGAUCAGAAAAUAGUCGCAAUGUUGCUUUCAGCCCGACAUAUCGGCCAAAACAUCAAUCUUGGGCCCCCCAAACCUCAUCACAAACUGUUGGGGUCAAAGGAAUUGCCCAGGACCUCAGGAUGGGAUUGUGGACUUUCAUGGAAGAUCUGAGGCAAGCUACCGUAGGAGACGAACCCGUCACCGGACAGGGCAUGUACAUGAGAGGCGCGGACGGCAAGUUGAGUAUGAUGCCUAUGCCGAAGAGCGGCACGGCUUCCUCUAGCCACACGGGAGGGCAAGAUGGAUUCAGGGCAUCCGGUCUGAACACCCCGAGGAACCGAUCUUCUACAGCAUCCGACUGGGCACCCGCCGUGCCCAUAUCGCGGUCCACCAGCCCUCCUAAGAAAACUCAGGAUUCGACGGCCGAUGAGUCGCUGAAAUCUCCGUCGCGACCUGCCCCAGCACUGAUGCGAUCCAAAACAGAUGCAUCCAGGUCACCCAAGCGAUUUUCUUGGACUCCCCUGGCGAUGGACUCGGUUGACGACAAUGAUUGGUCAAAUUGGGAACCUACAGGUACUGCAACAUCUACAAGAUGGAGUGGAACUACGGUUAACGGCGACAUCAUUCCAUCAACAACCUCCGAAAAGCGAACUGAGAACGACAAAUCUGUGUAAGGGCAAUCCAUUAUUUUCUCUUACUCUCUCACAUCCUACAUGGGUAUCAUAUCCAGCCGUAUGUAUACAUGUCCCAGUUUGUUUUAACAGGGCCAUCAAAUCCACCAGAAAUACGAGCCAAUACAUAUCACUUCUUCUAUGAGUAGUGGAUUGUGAUUCAUAAACGGCAUAUUAUAUCUUCUUCUGCCACCCAUCAGAAUAUAUUGAAAAUUUUAAAGAAGAAGAAACAGAAGUCCUCCAGUUCGGGCAAGCAACUCGUUGCGGCCGCCUCCGGCCACUCUCCUGCACUAGUGACUACGUCGACCGAUACCAUGCUUGAGGAUCCCUCCACACCCGUCCUCACCAAACUCAGGCCGGACAACUUGAAUGAAACAGCCAAUUGCUAAAAGGAGUGGGAG